CGCAGAGGCGCAGCUCGUCACAUGAUUCUUCUCUGGUGACAGUCCAGACAGAAAGGAAAAGCCUCGCUGACUUCCAGCUGUUCGAGGACGCUGUGAUGACAGAGUACCUCUGUAUUGGUACCAAAGGACUAGCGACAAAGACGGAGAUGGAGUUAAGUUAACUAUUGCCACAGAGAGUCACACCCUUGCUGUCUUCAAAGGGGGCAUUUGGGGUUGUUGCGCCAAAGGGGACAAAGUUGGCGCAUGGAGAGGGACGAAGUUUCCUUUUUGGGGGGGGUUGUUGUUGCGCAGCGCACUUUCCUUUGUUUUUAUCGGCACCAGCGUCACGCAGCUUCGCGGACUGUCCCCAUCCGAGUGACCGGAGUUCAGCAUUAGUUUCGUGCGAAUUGAAAGUGAAAGGGGUGUUCAGACAACGAGACCAACGCGAGGACGCGUCACGUCGACUGAGACUGAGAUGGUGGACAACAAACCUCUCCUCCAGGACAGACCUCCCGCCUACGCCAGCGUCCCGGGGGCUUAUGAGUACGGCCCGCAGCCGCAGCAGGGCUAUGGGGCCAUCCCGACCCCGGCCCCGCCGCCCUACCCGUACGCGUACCCGGAGGGCCAAGGGUACCCAUCGGCUCAAAUGAACCCUGCCAUCGCUCAGCAGCCCUACGCGGCGACUUACACCAUCGUACAACCGUCUGUAGUGGUGGUGGGAGGCUGCCCGGCCUGCAGAGUCGGUGUCUUGGAGGAUGACUUCACUUGCCUGGGGAUCCUGUGUGCCAUCUUCUUCUUCCCCCUCGGCCUCCUCUUCUGCUUCGCACUGCGUCAGAGACGGUGUCCCAACUGUGGCGCCUCCUUCGGCUAAAGGGACCAAACCCCAGCUCGUGCACCUGCUCGUGCUCCCAUACACACACACACACACACACACACAUAAUCCAGCAUUUCUGUCCCUUUAAUUGUAUUAUCUUUUUCUCAAACAUGCACAUUUCUGUUGCCAUUAUUUCAUGUACAACAAAUGAUCGAGAUGAUAUUACCGUCGAUUCUGAUGCUUUAAUAGAAGCACGCGUGGAGAUCUAUUUUCGUCUGUCAGUUGCGGAUAUAUUCUUGCGUAUGUGUGUGUCCAGCUGUUGUCAGUGCCUUCACUACAUGCUGAUUGAUCCUCACAGACUCCGGCGGUCCUUUCUUCUCCCGCUGGUGUAGCUCGGUUAUCAAAGUUCCUUUUGUCUUUGCUGGUACACUGCAUACGUAUUUUAACGCUUGGAAACAUUGUACUCAACACACAAUCCAUCUAGAUCACUGAUGUAUUACCUUCCCCUGGAAAUGGAAACCUUCUUUUGAAACGUUUCUCUUUGGUUCAGUGUGUCACAGGGAAAAAUAACGUAGUCUGCUAAAAAAAAGAAGAAAAAAACAGGAUCUGAAACAAUUGGCUUGUUUUGGACAGAGCGCACGCACCGUUUUGUCUGUCUUGCUGUUGAUGUUAUUUCUAGGGGCCAUAUUUGACCUGACUGUUUGUUUGAUGACUAUUCUGCUGGGUUGUGCUUUUCCAGGGCCAAUGCAGACCUCAGGUACAUACAAUCUGAAACGCCCUCGACUUUACAACCUCAAUCCCUGUUUUACUUUGGACUUCUACCUACUUUCAGGACUCGCAGUUUCACUUCAAGGAAUCAUGCUGAGAGAGAGAAACCUCCCAAUAAGGAGUAUAAUCUCUGGAAUUUUUAUUUUAGUACUCUGCGACAAGUCACCCUGCCCCGUUCUUGCCGACCUGACAAUCAAAAGAGAACGUCUUUGUCGUGUAUCUGUAGGUCAUCUGUGUCCAUGACUUCCAUCUCAGCCAGAUGUUCUAUAACUGUCCAUGGCAGAAGAAAGAGAGCGAGGUCACUGGGUGGGAGUGAUUUUAAUGAAAAUCUUGCUUCAGAAAACACACUACGCACGCUCUUAUGAUUGAGGUUAUUCCUUUUUAUAUAUCAGUCAUUGUAAUUAAAAAUGAAUGCAACUUA
Messenger RNA from Pungitius pungitius (ninespine stickleback), 1982 nucleotides. It is a transcript of the gene bri3, whose product is annotated as brain protein I3. The record is from RefSeq and is a predicted model, not a curated record. Lineage: Eukaryota; Metazoa; Chordata; Actinopteri; Perciformes; Gasterosteidae. The coding region runs from base 455 to 850 and encodes 131 amino acids. The transcript has 3 exons.